AUGGCCGCCACGUUAUCCCUGGCCACCUGGUCGUCGUCGGUGGCAUAUUUACCAUCCAUUUUGUACGAAAAGCCCCCCCCACAUAAAGAACAAGGUCCAUUGCACGUGGACCCAAACGGGCGGCAACUGUACCCGAAUGAAAACAGCUGGAACCGGGCGGCCAACAUGCUAUUCCUGGAGGCGCCGGCAGGGGUGGGCUUUUCGUACAAAAUGGAUGGUAAAUAUGCCACCGACGACGACCAGGUGGCCAGGGAUAACGUGGCGGCCAUCGAGUGUUUCUACCGCAAGUUCCCGCAGUUUAAGACAAACGACUUUUACUUAAUGGGCGAGAGCUAUGCCGGCAUAUAUGUGCCCACACUGUCCGUACAGAUACUGAACGCUAUUACCAAUGCCUCCGCCGCACCGGUUGGUAGUGGCGGUGGUUUGGCCGGCCUUAACUUCAAGGGCUUCGCGGUAGGCAACGGUUACCUGGAUCAAAAAAUGUUGGGCAACUCGCUGCUGACAUUCGGCUACUAUCACGGCCUAUACGACCACUACGUGUGGGACGCGUUGGUCAACAGUUGUUGUCCACCGGUGGCUAACGGGUCAACAGUGGCCGCCAGUCGAUGCGAUUUUGUCAGCAACCGGAGCGCCGCCUGCGUGUCGGCCGUCAGUCGGGCCUCCGGUUUCAUACGAGAGCCCGGACUCAACGUGUAUAACCUGUACGCCGACUGUUGGUCACCGUCGGACAGCACCUUCGGUGCGAUACUGACCGCCAGUGUUGCCAACAUAACCGGGAAGUAUUCGCGUGAAACGUUUGACCACCGGUUAAUGAUCGGUACGUUAAACCUGACGGACGAGCGCCCGCUGUUGGACAAGCUAUCGGUGACUCCGCCCUGUAUUGACGCCAGUUUUGUCGAGCACUGGGUCAACGACCCGGUCGUACGGCGCGAUCUACACAUACCCGAUGCGGUGCAACAGUGGACCAGUUGUAGCCUACCGGUGAUGGCCGGCUAUCGUAAUAUUUACACCUCGAUGAAAGCGCAGGUGCAGCAACUUCUGGCGUCGGACAGGCAUUUAAAAGGGUUGAUAUAUAACGGGGACGUGGAUAUGGCGUGUAAUUUUUUGGGUGAUGAGUGGUUUGUAGAGGACCUGAACCGAACACUGGUCAGCGAGUAUAAGGCCUGGAAUUAUAAUAAACAAAUCGCCGGCUUUUAUAAAGUGUACGAUAGGCUGGCGUUCGCGACGGUUCGCGGCUCCGGGCAUAUGGUGCCCACCGAUAAGGCCGGCGCCGCACUCGAGAUGUUUGAAAAGUUUAUUAAUUCACCCGCGAGUGCAUUGAAAUUACAUUAA
Medioppia subpectinata is the source of this 1332-nucleotide messenger RNA. The record is from the annotation of a GenBank genome assembly. NCBI's taxonomy places the organism in Eukaryota, Metazoa, Arthropoda, Arachnida, Sarcoptiformes, Oppiidae.